Malania oleifera is the source of this 1690-nucleotide messenger RNA. RefSeq names its product serine carboxypeptidase-like 33. Gene Ontology annotation, biological process: proteolysis. The transcript has 10 exons. The record is from RefSeq and is a predicted model, not a curated record. Gene Ontology annotation, cellular component: vacuole. Lineage: Eukaryota; Viridiplantae; Streptophyta; Magnoliopsida; Santalales; Ximeniaceae. Gene Ontology annotation, molecular function: serine-type carboxypeptidase activity. Bases 101 to 1552 code for a protein of 483 amino acids.
AUACAGAAAAUUAAUACAGUACGGAGCCUUUUAUGCACAGCUGCUUUCCUUUUUUUCUUAUUCUUACAAGAAGAGUAGAAGCAAUUAGCUCGGAGCAAAGAUGGCCUGUUCUUGUUCACCUCCAUUUAAGAAACUCUGUUUUUCUCUGUUCUUCCUCCUUGCUUCCUUUAUUAACCCUACACGCAUUAAAGCGUCAUCAUCACCGUCAUCGUCACCAUUAGACGGAGUUUUCUUGGAAUCCGACAGAGUAACUAAUCUUCCGGGCCAACCCCAGACUCCCUCCGUCUCCCACUUCUCAGGCCAUAUCACCGUCCACGCACUCCAUGGGAGGUCUCUGUUCUACUGGUUCUUCGAAGCUCUGUCCCAACCUUCCCACAAACCCCUCCUCCUCUGGCUCAAUGGAGGACCUGGGUGUUCAUCAGUUGGGUAUGGAGCUGCUGUGGAGUUGGGUCCUCUGUUAGUCAGCAACAAUGGAGCAGAUCUUCACUUCAAUAACUUCACUUGGGCUACAGAAGCCAAUGUGCUGUUUGUGGAAUCCCCUGCUGGAGUUGGAUUCUCUUACACCAACAUCUCCUCUGAUCUCUCCAUGUUGGAUGAUGAAUUUGUAGCUGAGGAUGCAUACAACUUCUUGGUGAAUUGGCUGCAAAGAUUUCCACAGUUCAAAGACCGUGAUUUCUUCAUAGCAGGGGAGAGUUACGCAGGACACUACGUGCCUCAACUGGCUGAGCUUAUAUAUGAAAGAAACAAGCAAGGGGCCAAAUACCCUUCAAUCAAUCUCAAAGGCUUCAUAGUGGGAAAUCCCGAAACCGACAAUUACUACGAUUACAAAGGCUUGCUAGAGUAUGCUUGGAGCCACUCUGUGAUAUCGGACGAAGAUUAUAACAAGACCAAACAAGUUUGUGAUUUCAAGACCUUCGUUUGGUCUCGUGAAUGUAACGACGCCAUGAACGUCGUAUUUGAGAAAUACGACGAGAUCGACAUCUACAAUAUUUAUGCCCCUAAAUGUUUCCUUAAUAGCGCAUCUUCGGUCGGCCAUGCCAACUUCAGGUUUUCCAUGGAUAAGGUAAAAAGUUAUGGGUGGAGGAGGAAGAGACUUGCAGGAGGCUAUGACCCAUGCUACUCCAAAUACGCAGAAGAGUAUUUCAACAGGGUAGAUGUUCAGUCUUCUCUCCAUGUUAAAAACAAUGGGAAUGUCAAAUGGACUGUGUGCAACAACUCCAUCUUAAGGGCGUAUAAUUUUACUAAUUUUUCCGUCCUACCCAUCUACACGAAGCUCAUCAAAGGCGGCCUCAGAAUUUGGAUUUACAGUGGGGACACAGAUGGUAGGGUGCCAGUCAUAGGGUCAAGAUACUGCAUAGAAGCUCUAGGCCUCCCUCUCAAGUCUCCUUGGCGCUCUUGGCACCACCAAGCUCAGGUAGGAGGGAGGAUGGUGGAGUAUGAAGGGUUGACAUUUGUGACAGUGAGAGGGGCAGGGCACUUGGUACCUCUGAACAAGCCCAGCCACUCUCUCUCCCUCAUCCACUCUUUCCUCUCCGGUGAUCCUCUCCCUUAAUAUUAAUCAACAUAUGUGAUUGGAGCAAGCAAGUUAUGAACUAGUUUAAGUUGAAAAUCAUAAAUGAUGCAGCUAUAUGAUCAUGAAAAUCUCUCCUGCAAUUGAUAUACAUUUGAAUGCAGUUCAUUACUUUCUCAA